Messenger RNA from Lecanosticta acicola, 3660 nucleotides. Lineage: Eukaryota; Fungi; Ascomycota; Dothideomycetes; Mycosphaerellales; Mycosphaerellaceae. The record is from the annotation of a GenBank genome assembly.
AUGCGAAUUCCCAUUCGGAUCCAACUGGGCAGCCUGCUAUUGAUCUCCUCGCUCAUUGGACUCGCCGUCAUAUCUCUUGCAACGUGGGUUACCGUUCACGACUUCGUCCUCUCCCUUCGAGCCCAACGCUUGUCUCUUGUCGCUUCGCUCAAAGCCGCUCAACUCGCUUCGAAUAUCGAUGUCAUGCAGACGUCUGCCAGCUUCGUCGCGUCAAGGGUUAUUAUCCAAAAUGCGCUGACUCUGUACUAUCCGAAUCGUAAUACCUCGAAUAGCGCCUGGACCAACGCACAACCAGAUCUGCAGGCCGCUGUGGGCCCACAGAGGUCUGUGGGUCAAGAGCUUAUGAUACAAGCGAUAGUCUAUAACAAGGAUGGCACGGGGGUUGGGGACGGACUGCCUGGCCUCUUUCGUGCGACAGCCGACUAUGCGAGCGAGAUUGUUCUGCCCUUCAAGUAUCCCAACGGAACACCAGUUCACCUUGGGGCGAACGAUACGUUUGGCUAUCCUCCACCACUCUAUCCGAACCUGACCUAUCUCAACCCACCAAGCAAUGCCGGCCCGGACGUACCCAUCGUGUCUUAUCAAGGCGUGAACCUGCGGUCCGACUCCACACUGAUACUUGGUCCUUGGAUGGUCAAUCAAACGUUUUCUUUAUUGUCCCUGACCCUCCCAAUCGUGAGCAACGACCAUGACCAGGAUGUGAUAGGCUGGAUAACGGCUGUCAUGGACAGUCGGCUGAUUCGUGCAGUCAUGGACUCGACUGACGGCCUGGGAGACAGUGGCGAAACAAUCCUGCUUGGUCCUGCUGCAAGCUCCAACAAGUUUCCAAGCAACAUCACCAGCGCUGCGGCACACAACGAGACUCCACAGUAUGAGGUGCGGUUCGUUCUGCCACUGCGAACGGGUGAGACAAGCAGGGAACGCCAUCCUGAUCAUGUCGUCGGGGCGUCUAAUGGGCCGUUCGACGCGAGUGAUUACCCGACGAUCUAUAAGGCACUGGCCGAAGCGGAUGGAAACGCCUCCGCCAGCAUGGGAUCGAACGUUCGGGCGAAGGACGAAGCUGGAGAGCCCGUAAGUGUUCCUCGAUUGAAUCGUUUCCAUGCGGCAGGGACUGCUGGCCAAUACGGAUUCAUACUUACUGAUAGUAGGUGAGUGUCGGUUAUGCAAUGGCCCAUACUGACGCGGUUGACUGGAUCGUCCUGGUUGAGCAAAGUCGGCAGGAAGUAUGGUCACCGAUUAACAGGCUUCGCGUUGUCAUACUGGCUUGUCUAUUUGCGACGGCAGUAUUUAUGGCGGUCGUUUCAUACCCACUGGCGCAUUUUGCAAGCUUGCCAAUCUUGAGACUACAGCGGGCGACAGCACGGUCAAUCGAGCCUCCGAGUAGCACUAGCCGCUCUAGCCUCGAUUCUCUCGAUGGCCACGCCGACGGAACAGACGACGCGGAUGAGCCUGACCCGGUCGAGGCUCGCAAGGAAGGCUUCCGGAAUCCCGUGCUGCGAUGGAAGAGCAAACGGGAAAAGCACGCCCAAACGCGUCGUGCCGAGCGAGCAAAGCGUGCGUUCCGCAUCCCUGGAAAGGUCAAGGAGCAGAAGCACUGCAUCAAAGAUGAGCUUUCAGACCUCACUCGGACUUUCAACGAAAUGAGCGACGAGCUCAUGAUGCAGUAUUCGAAAUUAGAAGACAGAGUGCAGCAGCGGACGGCCGAGUUGGAGCUCAGCAAGAAAGCCGCAGAAGCAGCCAAUGAGAGCAAGACGCUCUUUAUUGCCAACAUAUCGCACGAGCUCAAAACUCCCCUUAACGGCAUUCUCGGCAUGUGUGCUGUAUGCAUGCAAGAGAAUGAUCCGCUACGGCUUAAGCGAUCCCUGGGAAUCAUCUACAAGAGUGGUGAUUUGUUACUGAACCUUUUGACAGACCUGUUGACGUUCUCCAAGAAUCAAGUAGGGCAGUCUUUGAGCCUGGACGAGAAAGAUUUCCGGUUACAUGACAUCAGCACCCAGAUUAAGAGCAUUUUCGAGAAGCAAGCGAAAGAAGGGCAGAUCGAACUACGGGUGGUAUAUGAGGGAGUACAGCACUUGGGAGACGGGAAUUUGCCCGAGUUGACACAAGACGGACCUGCCGGUACUGGCAGGAUGAAGGACAUGGUUCUCUGGGGAGACGUGCACCGCAUUCUCCAGAUUUUGAUCAAUCUUGUGAGCAAUGCCCUCAAAUUCACGCCCAGAGGUGGAUCGGUCGUCUUGACCAUACGGUGUCUUCCUGAAGUGCCGGAAGACAUGAGCGGGAAGACCUCGUUAAACUCAAGACGAUCUCGACAACCGUCAUCUCGUCAUAGAACGUCAGAAAGCACGCUUUCGAUUGCGAAGAUGAGCACGGCCAAUGCUAUCAACAUUAAAGACAAGCCGCACGCGCUCGCGUAUGUCAAUACGCACGAGCGAGAUCCCUCGCCGCCACCGGGCAGAUACCUUUACUUUGAACUCGAAGUCACUGACACGGGACCUGGUAUUCCUGAGCCCUUGCAGGAAAGGAUUUUCGAACCCUUCGUGCAAGGUGAUCUGGGUCUGAGUAAGAAAUUUGGCGGUACUGGCUUGGGGCUGAGCAUCUGCUCGCAAUUGGCGCAUCUGAUGCGUGGCACCAUUGGUGUACGCAGUACAAUCGGAGUUGGGAGUACUUUCAUGGUGAAGAUACCACUGCGACUUGUGCAUGCACGGAUGGACAGUUCCGCUAGCUUCGGAAUGGAUAAUUUCGACAAUGUCAGUCGCAGUUCUUCGGUGGAUAGUUUCCGUUCAGGAACUCCGAGCGUUGCUGCCGAGCGCGCGGGCAUGCAGGCCUCGACAACAGAGGCACACCAUCCUUCCAGAGCUGGAGUGGGUGGCACCAACAUUAACAGUGAUUCCCAGCCUCGACUUGUUGGACUCAGCCAACCUUUCUUUGCGGCCAGCCAGCCAUUGGAGUCGCCGACCUCUCAACCGGCGGCAAUGAAGCAGAUCAGCGCUGAAGCAACCAGAAGCGGCAAGUUGCGAGUGCUUGUUGCAGAGGACAACAAGGUCAAUCAAGAGGUUGUUCUGCGCAUGUUGAAGCUGGAGGAUAUAUACGACGUCACGGUUGCGAAAGAUGGACAAGAAGCACUCGACAUGGUCAAGGCGUCCAUGAGUGGCGAGGAUUCUCAACCAUUCAACUUGAUCUUCAUGGACGUUCAAAUGCCGAACGUUGAUGGUCUGCAGAGCACAAGACUCAUUCGUGAGAUUGGGUACCGGGCCCCGAUUGUGGCUUUGACGGCGUUUGCGGAGGAGAGUAAUAUCAAGGACUGCCUUGAUUCCGGCAUGAACUCCUUCCUGUAAGUUGACUGAGUCGUGACUCGAUGUUGCUCGUGCUGACGCUGUUUGCAGCUCCAAACCUAUUCGAAGACCGCAGCUCAAAAAGGUGCUAAGGGAAUAUUGCGCGCCGAUACCGGAGGAAAACGAGGACGUCGUUCCUGAGGAGCGAAGAGGCAGCAAUGGUGUGAACACGACCCUUGUGAUCAGCUCUGCCUCAAGACCGACCAAUGUCGCCAACCUUCCAGGUGCAUCUGGGACAGUCUUCAGCCAGCAGGUCAAUUCGGCGGCGGACCAAUCUCCGGGGAAUGCACCUGACUCGCGAUCGGUAUCGCCGCGAUGUGUUUCAUGA